AUGUCACUGUGGGCCCGGGUAAAUCAGCUGCCGCAGCCGAUACUGGAGCAGAUACGCUUCAUCUACGGCAGCAACUUCCCGAUAGAGGUGCGCCACUAUCUAGCAGAUUGGAUCGAGGAACGAUUGCUUAAUGCACCGGUGUACACGAACGAUCAGGAGGCGGUGUACGAGCAGGAUGCGGCCAACUUUCUCAACCAGCUCAUCAUGGAGCUGGAACGGACGGCGAUCAAUCUGCCGGAGACGAACUUCACCAUCAAGAUCCGGCUGAAUGAAUCGGCUCGCAACUUCCGUCAGCUGUUCUCGCACAAUCCGGCCCAGCUGUACCAGCAUCUGAUGAACUGUCUGCACAGGGAGCGGCAGUGUGUCGCCUAUCCGGACGAGUGCGUGAAUGUGCAGGACCCGGAGGUGACGGAGGUGUUCAAUGCGGUGCAACAGUUGCAGAUAAUGGUGCGCACGAACGAGAACGACAACCGGAACCUGAUGAAAGAGUACGAACAUCUACUGCUGGAGGUGCACGAGCUGCAGAAGAACCGGGCACAGCUGGAAACGAUCGAGAAUGCGGAGAUGAGGGCGCACGCACAUAACCAGCUCGCCCAGCACCAGAAGAUGGUGAACGAUCGGUUGCAGCUGUGCACCGGUAAGCGGCUCGCCCUGGUGGACGGGUUCAGGAAGACGAUACUGAUCACGGACGAGGUGCAGAACAAGGUGCUGAACAAGUACCUGUCGCAGUGGAAAAUUAACCAGGGUUUCGCCGGCAACGGUGCGUCGAUGAUGAGCGCGAGCAAUCUCGACACCAUACAGGCAUGGUGCGAAAGCUUGGCGGAGAUCAUCUGGAGCACGAAGGACCAGAUACGGCUCGCGAUCAAGAACAAGUCGAAGCUGCAUGUGGAACAGGAGGACGUGCCGGAUCUGCUGCCGCAGGCGAUGGUUGAUGUGACGAAUCUGCUGAAGAUGCUCAUCACCAACACGUUCAUCAUCGAGAAGCAACCGCCGCAGGUGAUGAAGACAAACACGCGGUUCGCCGCUACCGUGCGCCUGCUCGUCGGCAACACGCUCAACAUCAAGAUGGUAAACCCGCAGGUGAAGGUGUCUAUCAUUUCCGAGGCCCAAGCUCAGCAAACGCAACAGACCAACAAAGCUUCCGAACAGUCGUGCGGUGAAAUUAUGAACAACAUCGGCAAUCUGGAGUACAACGAAACGACCAAGCAACUGUCAGUGAGCUUCCGAAACAUGCAGUUGAAGAAAAUAAAGCGCGCGGAAAAGAAAGGCACCGAGUGUGUGAUGGAUGAAAAAUUUGCACUACUCUUCCAGUCCAGCUUUGCCGUCGGCCAUGGAGAUCUCGUCUUUUCAGUGUGGACUAUCUCCCUUCCAGUAGUGGUGAUCGUACACGGAAAUCAAGAACCACAGUCAUGGGCCACCAUUACCUGGGACAAUGCGUUCGCCGACAUAAACCGCAUCCCGUUCCAGGUGCCGGAUAAAGUGAUUUGGAACCAGCUUGCCGAAGCAUUGAACAUGAAGUUCCGCGCCUCGACCGGUCGUUCGCUGACGGCGGAAAAUAUGCACUUCCUGUGUGAGAAAGCGUUCAAAACGAACCUGCCAUUCCCGGUACCGAAUGACCUUACGAUCAUGUGGUCACAGUUUUGCAAGGAACCGAUCCCGGACCGUUCGUUCACGUUCUGGGAUUGGUUUUACGCGGCGAUGAAGGUAACGCGCGAGCAUCUGCGUGGUCCGUGGAUGGACGGUAGCAUCAUUGGGUUCAUACACAAAUCCAAAGCAGAAGAUUAUCUGCUCAAGUGCCCGCGGGGCACCUUCCUGCUACGUUUCUCCGACAGUGAGCUCGGUGGUAUUACCAUUGCCUGGGUGAAUGAGGGUAACGACGGUCAGCCACAGAUACUGCACAUUCAACCGUUUACGGCAAAGGAUUUCUCCACCCGUUCGCUGUCCGAUCGCAUUCGCGACUUUGACGAUCUCUUCUAUCUGUACCCGAACAAGCCGAAGCAUGAAGCGUUCGAUCGGUACACGACACCGGCGGGACCACCGCGAAACAAGAACUACAUCGCGUCGGAGGUGCGUGCCGUACUGAUGCCCGGCCCGACCAACAACCAGAUGAAUAGCUUCCCGAACACCCCGUCCUACAAUAUUCAAUCGCCAGAUGCGUCGCGCGAUACACCCUCGAGCGGAUUUUCCAUGAGCUGUCGAACGGGCAACUCCGUACCGGGCAGUACGCAACACCGGUACGCAUCCAGUUUCGAGCCGUACGUGCAGUCGGACGGUAUCACCCAGUCAGUAAUGAUGGCAACUGGCGGUACACUGUCCGGUUUGGUACGGCCACCGCCCGCCCUGAGCGUGCUGUCGACGAGUAGUAACUGUAGCAGCAGUACUACAGCCACCACCGGUCACCACCAUCACCACAGUUUGAUGGAGCAGCAACAAACACAUCACAGCCAUAUGUCGAUCCUGCCGGCACACAGCCCUGGCGGUGGACAGAACCAUCAUCGGUCGCAGCCUCAGCACUACGAGGAUACGUCGCUCAGUGACUGCGGUCUCGAUGGGACCGAGCACCGAAUGCAGCAGCAAUUGUUGCCGUCCGUACCGGCAGCGUUCUCGUUUACCGGCAUUACCUUUACGGACCGUGGUGAGCAACAGAACCUACCGGACGGCGGUGCCAGUAACCAGCAGCGGACACUUACCCAACCGUCUAGCUCGUCCGGUAUGACGAAUAGCAGGGCAGCCACCACCACCACCCGAAGAAGUGGCAAUGGUGUUGAGAGUGUGUCCACCUCCUCCCGCACAACCUCGUUAUCAUCCACCGCUACUAGUGCUUCCACGUCAACCGCAAUGGAUUUUGCCGGUUUAGAGGAACUCAACUGGUUGGAUAUGAACAACAACAGUAACUGGAUCGGUGACGGUUCGUCAUGA
Molecule: messenger RNA, 2919 nt
Organism: Anopheles marshallii
Lineage: Eukaryota; Metazoa; Arthropoda; Insecta; Diptera; Culicidae
Gene: Stat92E
Product: signal transducer and transcription activator
Exons: 7
Coding region: 1-2919 (972 amino acids)
Biological process (GO): defense response; regulation of cell population proliferation; regulation of transcription by RNA polymerase II
Molecular function (GO): RNA polymerase II cis-regulatory region sequence-specific DNA binding; DNA-binding transcription factor activity, RNA polymerase II-specific
Source: RefSeq, a predicted model, not a curated record